GAACCCGGCUGAACUGCCUCCGGUAAUUCUAUAGUCGUUCUUUAUCUACGUUUCUAUGCAGACUAUAACGUAUGCAUCUAGGCGUGCUGAGUUUGUUUGUUUAAUUUCUUCUGGAUUUAAAUUUUGGACUGUCGCCCAGAUCUUGGGAUUUGCUUCUUGAUUUUGAUUUUCUGUUUCAUUUGAGCUCGAUUUUGUUAGCUUGCAGCUGAUCAUUUUUUUGCGGAAAAAUGUCGAUGGUGGACGAGCCACUGUAUCCGAUAGCUGUACUAAUUGACGAGUUGAAGAACGAUGACAUUCAGCUCCGUUUGAACUCCAUACGUAGACUAUCUACCAUUGCACGAGCACUUGGUGAGGAUAGGACCCGGAAGGAGUUAAUCCCAUUUUUAAGUGAGAACAAUGAUGAUGAUGAUGAAGUUUUGCUUGCUAUGGCUGAGGAAUUGGGUGUUUUUAUUCCGUAUGUUGGAGGAGUCGAGUAUGCACAUGUUUUACUACCUCCUCUGGAAACACUGUGUACUGUGGAGGAGACUUGUGUGAGGGAAAAGGCUGUAGAGUCUUUGUGUAGAAUUGGUUCACAGAUGAGGGAGGGUGAUUUGGUUGACUGGUUCGUUCCUCUUGUGAAGAGGCUGGCAGCUGGAGAGUGGUUUACAGCCCGUGUGUCAGCUUGUGGAUUAUUUCAUAUUGCCUACCCUAGUGCUCCAGAUGCAUUGAAGACAGAGUUAAGGGCGAUAUACAAUCAGCUGUGUCAAGAUGAUAUGCCAAUGGUGAGAAGGGCUUCUGCAACUAAUUUGGGAAAAUUUGCUGCUACUGUGGAAGCUGCAUAUCUGAAGACCGAUAUUAUGUCUAUGUUCGAGGAACUUACCCAGGAUGAUCAAGAUUCUGUGCGGUUGCUAGCUGUUGAGGGCUGUGCUGCUCUUGGAAAGUUGUUGGAGCCUGAAGAUUGUGUUGCCCAUAUCCUCCCUGUAAUUGUCAACUUCUCGCAGGAUAAGUCUUGGCGUGUACGCUACAUGGUUGCAAAUCAGCUGUAUGAGCUUUGUGAGGCUGUCGGACCUGAACCUACGAGGACCGAUUUGGUUCCUGCAUAUGUGCGCCUACUCCGAGAUAAUGAAGCAGAAGUGAGAAUAGCAGCUGCUGGAAAAGUUACAAAAUUUUGUCGGAUUCUUAAUCCUGAACUUGCUAUUCAGCAUAUUCUUCCUUGCGUAAAGGAGCUUUCAUCUGAUUCUUCACAACAUGUGAGGUCUGCUUUGGCAUCUGUAAUCAUGGGAAUGGCUCCUGUCUUAGGAAAGGAUGCUACAAUCGAACAACUUCUUCCUAUAUUCCUCUCCCUCUUGAAAGACGAAUUUCCCGACGUCCGCCUCAAUAUUAUUAGCAAGCUAGAUCAAGUCAACCAGGUUAUUGGUAUUGAUUUACUCUCCCAAUCUUUAUUACCAGCCAUUGUUGAGCUUGCAGAGGAUAGGCACUGGAGGGUUCGGCUCGCCAUCAUAGAGUAUAUUCCUUUAUUGGCUAGUCAGUUGGGCAUGGGAUUUUUCGAUGAUAAGCUGGGUGCACUUUGCAUGCAGUGGCUACAGGACAAGGUUUACUCUAUCCGGGAAGCUGCAGCUAAUAAUUUGAAGCGUUUGGCAGAAGAAUUUGGUCCGGAAUGGGCAAUGCAGCACAUAAUUCCCCAGGUUCUGGACAUGGUGAACAGUCCGCAUUAUUUGUACCGGAUGACUGUUCUUCAAGCAAUAUCACUACUGGCUCCUGUGAUGGGUUCCGAGAUAACCUGCUCUAAAUUAUUGCCUGUUAUCAUAACAGCAACAAAGGAUAGGGUGCCGAACAUCAAAUUUAAUGUGGCUAAGGUAUUGCAAUCCAUGAUCCCCAUCGUUGAUCACUCCGUUGUUGAGAACAACAUUCGGCCCAGUUUGGUAGAGCUUGCAGAGGAUCCUGAUGUUGAUGUCCGUUUUUUCGCCAAUCAGGCUCUUCAGUCGAUCGAUCAAGUCAUGAUGUCAAGCUAGAUAAGUUCACACGUCUGGUUAGCAGUGAAGUCUGUUUCUAUUCACAUGUCCUUCCGUUAGUGGUUUUGAGUGGUUGAUUUGUUUGGACCCGAAAGGUUUUUUUCACAUCUUAUAUACUAUUUGGAUUCUCAUUUUUAUGUUGCUUUAGUUUUUACAACCCUGGCUUAGUCCAUGUGCUUAUUACUUACUAGUGUUGUAUUUCUUGAUUGUAAACAGCAGACGAGAGCUUCUGAAGAAGCUCAAUGGUAACUUUAAGGUUUCUUUUCUUUAUGCGCUCAGUUUUUUUAGACAUCUCGACCUACUGUUGUGUAGAAUUUACUCUAUUAUAGAGUAGAAGAUGUCAAAAUUUAACUUUCGUUACUAGUUUUUUGCGCUACACUACUCAAC
Striga asiatica is the source of this 2378-nucleotide messenger RNA. NCBI's taxonomy places the organism in Eukaryota, Viridiplantae, Streptophyta, Magnoliopsida, Lamiales, Orobanchaceae. The record is from the annotation of a GenBank genome assembly.